CAUUUAACUUACUGUCUUCAAAUAUCAUAUUACAUCGGUAUAUGUAUUCCUAGUUCAAAACAUAUCAAUGGAUGACCUUCACUCAUCUUCAGAGCAUUGCUGAAAACUACAACAUUUCAAAAAGCAUAGACUUUUUUAGUAUGCCGUUUGAGAGGAUCUCCAGAGAGCUCUGUGCUUUUAAAGAAACAUUAGAGAUCAGUCUGAGUUCCUUCAAAUCCUGUAAUAAGAGUCGACAGAAAAGGACUAAGAGCCUUGACUUGAGUCUAGCCAACAUAGCUUUGAGGGAGAACAAUCUCAACCUCAGACAAAUCCAUAUGCAGAUCCAGAACCAGCAAAGCCACAUCGGUUAUUUGGAGUCCUUGAGGAAUCAGGUUCGACAUGGGAUGCAGAAUCUUCUGGCCUCUCUCAAAAGACAUCAGCCCAUAAUGAAAUUGGAGAGUCAGAUGCAACAGUUUUAGAUCCCCUCUUUUAUGAGGAAGCAACAAGGUGAGGCAUGUCGAGCCUAUAAACCAAAGUCCUAAAAACAGAAUAGAUUGUCAACUUCUGGGCACACCAAACAACCACAGACACACAACAUAAGACACAGACAACGGCACCCUGCAAGCACAACAACUCAAGCUGAAGAGGAAGUUUUUCAACUUCCGCUUCGAUAAAAAAUCCCACAUAUUCAAGCCCCAAAGGAAGAAGCCAGAAGUAGAUAUUUCGAGUGGUUUUGUGUAAAAAUGAAAUUGAAAUGCAUUCAUAAACGCGCGUAUCCACAGUUUUAG
Molecule: messenger RNA, 767 nt
Organism: Pimephales promelas (fathead minnow)
Lineage: Eukaryota; Metazoa; Chordata; Actinopteri; Cypriniformes; Leuciscidae
Gene: ptx4
Product: pentraxin 4, long
Source: RefSeq, a predicted model, not a curated record